AUGUCAGCUAAUGGGAAUGGUGGGUUCUAUGCACCGCUGAAACAAAUACUGUCCGACUCUGAAUCGGAGGAUGAUAAGCUUGAAAAUGCAAUGCAUAUUAAAGCAACGGACAGUUGCAACAAUCUGGACUUCAAUAGUGGCCUGCAAUCUUCAAAGAACUACAGUAUAAGCGACAUGGACGAGUUUAACACCAACGUGAAUACAGUGGAAAGCACAAUGGACAACGUAAGCUUCUUGCAAUCCGACAUAUCCACCAAGAUGACUUUCCCGCGCCGGUGCGCAUUCAUCGCUUCCAUACUCAUGUGCGUAUUCACCGUCGUGAUAUUCCUGUGGGGCAUUCCUUGUUCAGAGGUCGGCAGCUGCGCCGCUAACGAAUGGCAAGACAAAACUACCAGCUGGGAGUUGCCAUACAAUGAAAUGGAACUGUCAGGAGCCGUACAGGUGGUCGACGGAGCAAUUCCAAACACAAAGAACUUGAUAUUCAUAUACCGAGGCAAUCACAUGAGAUUAGAACCUAAAAGCAGCAGUGAGAAUGUUAAUGGUGUAGUCCUCAUUGUUGGCAAUUCUGGCAAAGUUGGCUGGUUUACAAGGGAAAGUAGAAUACCUACUGAUAUAAAUUGUCACCUUCUUGAUGUUAACAGGGACAAACAAAAGGACUGCAUUGUGUCAGGCACAGAGGGAUUGCUCGCUGCUCUAGACUCAGUGUCUGGAACUUAUUACUGGCACAUUCACAAGCAAGGAAAAGAUCUGAGCAAAAUAAUUGCCCUAGACUUCCCUGUUAUGGUAAAAGAUAUGAAUGAUGAUAAAGUAAAUGAUUUGUUGACUGUAGCCACAGUAUACCCCAAUGCUAACCACAACUCUCUUUUGAUGAUUUCUGGUGCAACAGGCAUGAUCAUGGCUGAGCCAAUUCCUAUUGAUGAUUGUUUGUCCGUGAAACUUCUAGCUGAGAUGGAUACAGUCACAUACAUCUGUAAGAAUGGCACCACUGAGGCUGUGAGGUUGAUAUCUUUUUCAGUGUUAAAGAAAAUGCUCAAGAAGGACCAGCCUAUCAACCAUACACAACCUCCUCCAACAGUCCUAAAAAGAGUCAAUAUAAGCAUGAAAAAGAACAUUGGAAAUACUAUAGAGACAUUUACAAAUGGUCCAGGUAAAUUGAAAGUAGAAAAUUCAGGCGAAUGUCCAAAUUCUUGCAGAGUCUACUUGAAACUUAUGUUGGAAAGGAAUGGUACAACUAAUUGGAACAGUGCACACCUGGCAAAGGGUGCACUGAAAAUUGAUGAAGUCAGAUACAAUGUUCAAAAUCAAAGCCCUAAAAACAUUAAUGACAUGUUCUAUCGAUCAAAUAUAGAUGUUGCAUCAAUAUCAGCUUUCAUUAAAUACACUAACUUCACUGUCCACGAUAUUUCUGAGAGGAUUGUUUUGGUACUAUUUGACAAGCAGCAAACCCACAAUGUUAAUAUCAGUCAGACAGAUAUAGUGCAGAUAUGUGUACGAGGGCCUAUUGAGAGCAAGACCCCGCUGCCUCUGUGCCAGCCUGACUUGGAGUACCAGGAGAAGUCUUUGAUGAUAGCAGACUUGGAUGGAGAUCAGUCCCAUGAACUAAUAUCAUAUUACAGUACCUUUGUAGCUCCAGAAUAUACACCAAAGAAUUCAAAUCCAUAUGAUAACUGGAGUCUUACAUCCUUAGUGAGGGUGAUUCGUUUAGAAUCAGAAUUACCUAAACUGUUUGUUACUGAUGUUUAA
Molecule: messenger RNA, 1743 nt
Organism: Spodoptera exigua (beet armyworm)
Lineage: Eukaryota; Metazoa; Arthropoda; Insecta; Lepidoptera; Noctuidae
Source: the annotation of a GenBank genome assembly